This is a messenger RNA of Anopheles stephensi (Asian malaria mosquito), 3808 nucleotides long. RefSeq names its product leucine--tRNA ligase, cytoplasmic (gene LeuRS). NCBI's taxonomy places the organism in Eukaryota, Metazoa, Arthropoda, Insecta, Diptera, Culicidae. Gene Ontology annotation, molecular function: aminoacyl-tRNA deacylase activity; leucine-tRNA ligase activity; ATP binding. The coding region runs from base 114 to 3692 and encodes 1192 amino acids. The transcript has 3 exons. Gene Ontology annotation, biological process: leucyl-tRNA aminoacylation. The record is from RefSeq and is a predicted model, not a curated record.
CUCGAACAUCGGCUGUCAACGUUUGCUUACGUUUGUUGCAUGUGGGCCGCCGGCAGACCGACGGAGUAGAAAAAUAACUUGGAAAUUGCAGUGCUAUCCAGACGAACCGGGGAAUGGCAGCGGCGAUGGCGAACGAACGCAAGGGAACGUUUAAGGUGGAAUACCUGCAGAAAAUCGAACGAGACAUUCAGGAGCGCUGGCAGCGGGACAAAGUGUACGAUGUGGACGCACCGAAAGAACCACGCAAGCGGGACGAUGAAAAGUUCCUGGUCACCUUCCCGUACCCAUACAUGAACGGACGGCUUCAUCUCGGACAUGCGUUUUCGCUGUCGAAAGCGGAGUUUGCCGUGCGGUACCAUCGGCUCAAAGGAAGGAAGGUUCUGUUUCCGCUCGGUUUCCACUGUACCGGAAUGCCGAUAAAGGCAUGCGCUGAUAAGUUGAAGCGUGAGAUCGAACUGUACGGUUGCCCUCCGGUGUUCCCGCGCGAGGAAGCGAUCGUAGUGGAAAAACCCGAAGAGCGUGAUGUGGUGCCGAAAGAUAAGAGCAAAGGUAAGAAAAGUAAGGCGACGGCGAAGGCCGGUACGGCAAAGUUCCAGUGGCAGAUAAUGCAAAGUCUCGGGCUGGGCGAUGAGGAAAUUGCCAAGUUUGCCAACACGGAUCAUUGGCUCGAGUAUUUCCCACCGUUGGCGAUACGGGAUCUGAAGGAGCUGGGUGCUCACAUCGACUGGAGGCGCACCUUCAUUACGACCGAUGCGAAUCCGUUCUACGAUUCAUUUGUCCGCUGGCAGUUUAAUCAUCUGAAGGCGCGUGGGAAGAUUAUGUACGGCAAGCGUCACACGAUCUACUCGCCGAAGGAUGGACAACCGUGCAUGGAUCACGAUCGUUCUUCCGGGGAGGGUGUUGGUCCGCAGGAGUACACGCUGAUCAAGAUGAAGGUGACGGGCCCGUUGCCUGCGAAGCUGGCGGGCGCGGUAGGAAAGCGACCGGUUUAUCUGGUGUGCGGUACACUGCGUCCCGAGACGAUGUACGGACAGACGAACUGUUGGGUGCAUCCGGAUAUCAAGUACAUUGCGUUCGAAACGGCCAAGCAAGAAGUUUGGGUGUGUACGCGUCGUGCUGCACGGAACAUGUCCUACCAGGGAUUUACCGCCGUUGAGGGCGAGCUGAAGGAGCUCGCGGAGCUCGUCGGGCAGGACAUUAUGGGUCUGCAGCUAUCUGCGCCACUCACCUCCAACAAGGUAAUCUACACGCUUCCGAUGCUAUCCAUCAAGGAGGACAAAGGAACCGGCAUCGUAACAUCCGUUCCGUCCGACUCGCCGGAUGACUAUGCCGCGCUGCUAGAUCUGCAGAAGAAACAACCGUUCCGGGAGAAGUAUGGCAUCACGGACGAGAUGGUUCUGCCGUACCAACCGAUCCCGAUCAUCGAUGUGCCCGGUUUGGGCAAUCUGUGCGCGGUGUACGCGUACGAUAAGUUCAAGAUCCAGAGCCAGAACGAUCGUGAGAAGCUAACCGAAGCGAAGGAACUGGUCUAUCUGAAAGGAUUCUAUGACGGUGUGAUGCUGGUCGGUGAGCACAAGGGCAAAAAGGUGCAGGACGUCAAGAAAGACCUCAAACAGUAUCUGGUCGAACGGAACGAAGCGGACGUGUACUUCGAACCGGAGAAAACGAUCAUGUCACGAUCGGGAGACGUUUGUGUGGUCGCGCUGUGCAACCAGUGGUAUCUGAACUACGGCGAGGAAGUGUGGCAAAAGCAAACGACCGACCAUCUCCACACGAUGGAGCUGUUCCACGAGGAAGUUUCGCGCAACUUCGAGCACUGUCUCGAUUGGCUGCACGAGUACGCUUGCUCGCGUACGUACGGUCUCGGCACGAAGCUACCGUGGGAUCAACAGUGGCUCAUCGAAUCACUUUCGGAUUCUACCAUCUACAUGGCGUUCUACACCGUAGCCCAUCUGCUGCAGGGUGGAUCGUUCCGUGGUGAGAAACCGAGCCCGCUUGGCAUCAAGCCAGAGGAUAUGACGCCGGAAGUUUGGGACUAUAUUUUCUUCGCCGACGCAAAACCCCCGGCAAAGAGCCGCGUUAAGCGCGAUGCUCUCGAUCAUCUGAAGCGAGAAUUCAACUUCUGGUACCCGGUCGAUCUGCGUGUUUCCGGCAAGGAUCUCAUCCAGAACCAUCUGACGUUCUUCCUGUACAAUCACGUUGCAAUCUGGCCGAAAGAAUCGUCCAAAUGGCCCAAGGGCGUUCGUUGCAAUGGUCACCUGUUGCUGAAUUCGGCGAAAAUGUCCAAAUCUGAUGGCAACUUCCUCACGCUGUACGAAUCGAUCGCCAAGUUCAGUGCGGACGGUACACGCCUUUGUCUGGCGGACGCUGGCGAUAGUAUUGAGGAUGCGAACUUUGUCGUAACGAAUGCGGAUGCUGGCAUUCUGCGCCUGUACACCUUCAUCGAGUGGGUGAAGGAAACGCUCGCAUCGAAGCCACUGCUGCGGAAAGGACCCGAAGAUACAUCGAUCAACGAUCAGGUGUUUUCGAGCGAAAUGAAUCUACUUACGAAGCAAACGGACGAGUACUACCGAAAGAUGCUCUUCAAGGAAGCUCUCCGGACAGGGUUCUUCGAGUUCCAGAGCGCACGUGACAAAUAUCGUGAGCUUUGCGGUUCGAACGGUAUGCAUGCGAAUCUGGUGAUGGAGUUCAUUCGCCGACAGGCCCUGCUGAUUGCCCCCAUCUGUCCCCAUGUUGCGGAGCACAUCUGGUGCGAUCUGUUGGGCAACAAGAGCUCCAUCCUGCACGCAUCCUGGCCGGCAGUUGGUGCGAUCGAUGAGCAAAAGAUUAAAUGCUCUGCGUAUCUUAUGGAAGCGGCCCAUUCGUUCCGUUUGGCGCUGAAGAACGUCACCCAGCAGAAGGCCGGUGGCAAGGGAGCUCCCAAACCGUUGGCCGCGAAACCGAGCGACGGUACGAUCUGGGUGGCGAAAACGUUCCCACCGUGGCAAUCCUGUGUGCUGGACACGAUGCGUGAGCUUUACGAGCGCGACGGCAAUGCAACACUUCCGGACAACAAGGUUAUUGCGACGGAACUGGGCAAAAAGGAGCUGCUAAAGAAGUACAUGAAGCGUGUGAUGCCCUUCGCACAAAUGGUCCGCGAACGUGUGGAAGCGGUCGGAGGACCUGGCAAGCAGGCAAUGGAUGUGACGCUGGAUUUCGACGAGCGUGAAGUGCUGGGGUUGAAUGCGGAUUAUCUGCGCAACACGCUCGAGCUGGACACACUCACGUUCCGGUACACGGACGAACCAGAUACACCGGAAAAGAUGCGCGAAGAGGUACGACCGGGUGUACCGUUUAUCGUAUUUACGGUCAAACCGUUCGUGACGGUAACGCUGGAGAAUCCCGUUGAACGGUCCGGUUUGUUUACCGUCACGAUGAAUCUAUCCGAUGGUGAUACGAGCAAAACGCUGAAGGAAAAGCUAGCCAAGCAAAUCGGAUUUAAAGCUGAUCUCUCUGCUUUGGAGGUGAUGCGAUACGAAGAUCCUGUAAUGGGACCACGCAGUCUUCCCGCGUUCCAGGACUAUCGGUCAGGCAAGGUCACCAUCGAGGAGGGCGAAUUUAAGGUGGAAAUGGAAAAGAAGCAAGUGCUGCUAAGCAAUGGCACAUUCAAGAACUUGAACAUUGGCACGAACUUUAUCUACGUUAUCAAUUGAGGCUGGUAGAGGGUGUUGAGGCGUCAUGGCGCUACGCUUUAAUUUAUGCUGAAUUACUUGAAUUACAUACUUGAAAUAAAUGAAACAUUGAAUCGUUUUUCUUCAAAAGAAUAAAA